Molecule: messenger RNA, 2115 nt
Organism: Drechmeria coniospora
Lineage: Eukaryota; Fungi; Ascomycota; Sordariomycetes; Hypocreales; Ophiocordycipitaceae
Product: glycoside hydrolase family 13
Exons: 8
Coding region: 1-2115 (704 amino acids)
Biological process (GO): glycogen biosynthetic process
Cellular component (GO): cytoplasm
Molecular function (GO): hydrolase activity, hydrolyzing O-glycosyl compounds; cation binding; 1,4-alpha-glucan branching enzyme activity
Source: RefSeq, a predicted model, not a curated record
AUGACUGCCAUUCUCGAGAACCCGUCCAAACGCCCGGGCAUGAAUGCUGCCUGUGCAGAUGCGGACGAUGUGCCCAAGGACGGCACUGGUGUUGUGAAGCUGGAUCCAUGGCUGGCUCCAUUCAGCGAUGCCUUGAAACGACGUUACGCCAAAGCUCAGGAAUGGAUCAAGAAAAUCGAUGAAACGGAGGGUGGUGUAGAAAAGUUCUCCAUGGGAGUUGAUAAAUUCGGCUUUAAUAUCGACGACAAAAAUAACAUCACAUACCGAGAAUGGGCGCCAAACGCCACAAAAGCUUCCCUCGUCGGCGAAUUUAAUGACUGGAACCGGGACUCCCACCCAAUGAAGAAGGACGACUUUGGUGUUUUCGAGAUUGUCAUUCAUGCCCAGGAUGGCAAGCCAGCGAUAGAUCACAACUCCAAGAUCAAGAUCUCCCUCGAACUGCCCGGUUGCGGACGGGUUGACCGACUCCCGGCUUGGAUCACGUACGUAACACAAGAUUUGAGCGUCUCUCCAGCCUACGAAGCUCGCUUUUGGAACCCGCCACAGUGUGAGAAGUACAAGUUCAAGCACAUGCGUCCCAAGAAGCCGACGAGUGCUCGCGUGUACGAGGCACAUGUCGGCAUUUCCACCCCAGAUCAGCGUGUCGCAACCUACAAAGAGUUCACCAAGAACAUGCUGCCUCGAAUCAAAGACUUGGGCUACAACGUGAUCCAAUUGAUGGCAAUCAUGGAGCACGCUUACUAUGCCAGUUUCGGGUAUCAAGUGAACAGUUUCUUCGCCGCCAGCAGUCGCUAUGGUCCACCCGAGGACCUCAAGGAGCUUGUCGACACGGCUCAUGGUAUGGGUAUCGUUGUGCUCCUGGAUGUUGUUCACAGUCAUGCCUCGAAAAAUGUUCUGGAUGGGCUCAACGAGUUUGAUGGGACGGAUCACCAAUAUUUCCACACCGGUGGCAGGGGCCGCCACGAUCAGUGGGACAGCAGAUUGUUCAACUACGGCCACCAUGAAGUAAUGCGGUUCCUCCUUAGCAACCUGCGUUUUUGGAUGGAUGAAUAUCAGUUUGAUGGUUUCCGCUUUGAUGGCGUGACCAGCAUGCUCUAUUUGCACCACGGCAUGGGCACCGGCUUUUCCGGCGGUUAUCACGAGUACUUCGGCUCCGAUGUCGACGAAGAAGCAGUCGUGUAUCUCAUGCUGGCCAACGAAAUGUUGCACUUGCUGUAUCCGGAUUGUAUUACCAUUGCCGAAGAUGUCUCCGGCAUGCCUGCACUCUGCUUGCCUCUCUCGCUUGGCGGUGUUGGCUUCGACUACCGCCUGGCAAUGGCAAUCCCGGACAUGUGGAUCAAGAUACUAAAGGAGCUCAAGGACGAGCAGUGGGACCUCGCCAACAUUUGCUUCACCUUGACGAACCGCCGCCAUGGCGAAAAGACGAUCGCUUAUUGUGAAAGCCAUGACCAGGCGCUUGUCGGUGACAAGACUCUCAUCUUUCACCUUUGUGAUGCGGAAAUGUACACCAAUAUGUCAACACUGUCACCGCUGACACCGGUGAUCGAGCGUGGCAUGGGUCUUCACAAAAUGAUCCGGCUCCUGACUCACGCGUUGGGUGGCGAGGGGUACCUGAAUUUCGAGGGCAACGAGUUUGGUCACCCCGAGUGGCUCGACUUCCCACGAGAGGGAAACAACAACUCGUUCUGGUAUGCUCGUAGGCAGCUGAACUUGACGGAAGACCACCUACUUCGCUACCAGUAUUUGAACAAUUUUGAUCGCAUGAUGAACAAGUGCGAGGAGAAAUAUGGCUGGCUUCAUGCGCAACAGGCCUACAUCUCCUUGAAGAAUGAAAGCGACAAGGUGAUUGUUUUCGAGAGAGCUGGACUCGUUUUUAUCUUCAACUUUCACCCUUCCGAGAGCUUCAAAGACUAUCGGAUCGGCAUCGAGACUGCGGGAACAUACCGCGUUGUUCUCAACUCCGACGCCAAGGACGCUGGCGGUUUCAGCAGGAUUGACGAAAACACUCGUUUUUUCACAACUCCAAUGGAAUGGAACGGCCGGAAGAACUGGACUCACAUCUACAUCCCCACUCGCACUGCUCUGGUUCUGGCAUUGGAGGAAACGGUGGCCUAG